Molecule: messenger RNA, 1938 nt
Organism: Paramecium primaurelia
Lineage: Eukaryota; Ciliophora; Oligohymenophorea; Peniculida; Parameciidae
Source: the annotation of a GenBank genome assembly
AUGAGAUAACGAAGUGGAUAGAUAAUGUCACCAGCUCGUGUAAUAUAAAACUUUUAAAUGAGCACUAAAAAUCAAACUAGCAAAAAUAUAUCAUAAUCUCCCUUAAAAUUCAUUUAAAGAAAUCUAUCGCAAAUUAUAUUAAAGGAUAUGGUGAAAUAAGAUUCAGCUCGUAAGGUUAAUCAUGGCAGUUUAACUGAGAGAGUGCAUAGUUAAUAACGAUCAAAUUCUAGAGAUAAACCUAAACCAUAAGCAAAAUCAUCGAAAGUUCCAACUGAAACGAAUUUCCCAUCUCAAUAAAUAUCAAAGGGAAUUAACUUAAUUCUAAACUAAAAAUUGACAAAUAAAAAUAAACUUAUUCUAGAUAAAGGUUCAAUGACUCGAAGAAAUAGCGUUGAAGAUAUUUUAACAAGCUCUAUUUAAAUAGGAGGAAAAUCUUCAUCUAUUGAUAAAAUACUUAAAUAAGAAAUUUCUGUUUACAUUCAUUAUUCCUCUGAAGUUACACAAAUUCAUAGAUUUAAUCCAAAUGUGACAACUGAUAAAAUUCUAAGUGUACUAAAAAGUAAAUCUGGGAACUAUUAAGUUGUUGGAUACUCAACAUUAGAUGAAAAUAUUGGAUUUGAUUACUAUCUCACUGUUCCCUCUCUCCCAAUGAAUCAUAUGAUUGGAAAAACCAUUAGAUUAAAACCUAUAAUAGGUAUAUGUCCACCAAAACAAUUGAAUUUAAGUUGCUUUCAAUUUUUACAUGUUAUAGGUAGAGGUGGAUUCUCAACAGUUAUUUUAUCUCGAUCAUUAAUUGAUGGUAGUUUCGUUGCGUUAAAGUUAAUAAGCAAAAGUUUUGUUAUAUAAAAUGAAAAGUAAGAUUUAGUUUAGAAUGAAAGAGAUAUUCUUAUAGAAACUACAAAUAAAGGUUCGUUAUUCACAUCAAAAAUAGAAUUUGUAUUUGAAACUAAGAAUUGGAUAAUUUUUGGUAUUGAGUAUUGUCCUGGAGGAGAAAUGUUUAGUUAUAUGAAAAGAGUAGAAAAGAUGACAGAAAAUCAAGCUAGAUUUUACAUUACAGAAGUAUGUUUGGCUUUAGGAUUUCUACAUCACUAAUAAAUAAUCUAUAGAGAUUUAAAACCAGAAAAUGUUUUAAUAGAUAUAACAGGACAUAUUUAAUUGGCUGAUUUUGGUUUGGCAAGACCCAACAUGCAACCAGAAUAAAAUGCUUAUUCAUUUUGUGGUUCUCCUGAAUAUAUGGCACCUGAAAUGUUUCAUAAUGAUGGACAUAAUUAUUUAAUAGAUUAUUAUUGUUUAGGAGCAUUAUUAUAUGAAUUUGUUACAGGACUUCCACCAUUUUAUUGUGAAGAUAAAAAUAUUAUUUACACUAGAUUAUUAAAUGAAUAGGUGAAAUUUCCUAAAAAGUUAAGUCCAGAAGUAAAAGAUUUGAUAAGAUUACUUAUGAUUAAAGAUCCAAGUAAGAGAUUAGGAUAAAAGAAUGGAGUUGAUGAUAUAUUAGCACAUCCUUGGUUUUAAGAUAUUGAUAUAGCAAAAUAUAUUUAAAAAAAAGUAGAUCCACCUUAUAUACCUGACUUAACUAAGCUAGUAUUUAAACAGCCUACAACUAAUGAUAGAAUAUUAUUCGAAUAAUUAAAUAGGGAAUAGAAGUUGAUUACUUAAUUUACACCUAUGUUUGAAAAUACCUUUUUCUAUUAAUAGAAAAGAUAAAAAGUUUAUGAAUUUGAUAAAAACUCAUCUACUUAAGUUACCAAAGACACAAUAGAUUCUUUAGUAAGAAAAAGAACUAAAAAUUCUCAGAAUAGUUAACAAUCACUAUUAUCCCAAUAAUCAUAAUCAUAACUAUCAUCAGUGAUAUGUUCAAAUGAAACACUCAAAAAUACAAAAAGUGUAACCAAUCUAAAAUUUUAUUAAAGUUUAUUGACUGAACCAUCUAAAAAAUGA